AUGGCGAAAGUGGAAACCUACACACACCUCAUGGAGAAAGAAGAAGGGAAAAAUCAAACAUCUGUCACAGAAUUCGUCCUGAUGGGAUUUGGGAAUCAUCCUGAACUGCAAAUUCUUUUCUUCCUGCUGUUUCUAGUGAUCUACAUAGUCAUCACGGCUGCAAACACUCUCAUCGUAGUACUAGUUGUGACUGAUUGGCACCUUCACGCCCCCAUGUACUUCUUCCUCAGAAAUUUGUCCUGCUUGGAGAUCUGUUGCAACUCAACCAUCCUUCCCAGGAUGCUGGCCAGUUUCCUGACUGGGGACAGGACCAUUUCGGUUACAGGCUGCAUUGUGCAGUUUUAUUUGUUUGGUUUCCUAGUGACCACUGAGUGUUAUCUGCUAGCUGUGAUGUCUUAUGAUCGAUACUUAGCGAUAUGUAAACCCCUUCACUAUGUCACCCGUAUAAAUGGUAUCUACAUAGUCACCAUGGCUGCGAACAUGCUCAUUGUAGCACUAGUUGUGGCUGAUCAACACCUUCACACUCCCAUAUAUGUCAUAUGGAGAGAGCAGAAAGAGGAAACCGACGUACGUCUCAUGGAGAAAGGAGAAGGGGAAAAUCAAACAUCUGUCACAGAAUUCAUCCUGCUGGGAUUUGAGAACCUCCCUGAACUACGCAUUCUUUUCUUCCUUCUAUUUCUAGUGAUCUAUGUAGUCACCAUGGCUGCGAACAUGCUCAUUGUGGCACUAGUCUUGGCUGAUCAGCACCUGCACACACCCAUGUACUUCUUCCUGGGGAACUUGUCCUGCUUGGAGAUCUGCUACACCUCCACCAUACUGCCCAGGCUGCUGGCCAGUCUCUUGACUGCAGUCAUUAAGCUCUCCUGCAGCAACACCAGUCUGGUUACCCUGGUGACCCUCAUAUUUUCAUCAAUAGACACUGUCCCCCCAUUUCUUUUAACUCUGACAUCUUAUGCUUAUAUCAUCUCCACCAUCCUGAGAAUCCCUUCUACUACUGGGAGGCAAAAGGCCUUUUCCACUUGCUCCUCUCACCUUAUUGUGGUUACAAUUUUCUAUAUGACCCUAAUUACUGUGUACAUGUUACCAAACACCGGUGCACUCAGAGCCCCAAACAAAGUGUUUUCUGUCCUUUACACUGUCUUGACACCCCUGAUCAAUCCCCUCAUCUACAGCCUGAGAAACAAGGAGGUCAAGGAGGCGCUGAGGAGAGCUCUCCAGAAACGUAGGCUUUAG
Molecule: messenger RNA, 1233 nt
Organism: Gopherus flavomarginatus (Mexican gopher tortoise)
Lineage: Eukaryota; Metazoa; Chordata; Testudines; Testudinidae
Product: olfactory receptor 5A1-like
Exons: 4
Coding region: 1-1233 (410 amino acids)
Biological process (GO): G protein-coupled receptor signaling pathway
Cellular component (GO): membrane
Molecular function (GO): olfactory receptor activity; G protein-coupled receptor activity
Source: RefSeq, a predicted model, not a curated record